AAAAGCGUCAGCCAUUUUUGUAGGUUGCUGGCAGACAGACACAAAAAAUAGAAAUACACUACAAAAAAACAGAAAAUGUCAAUCCAAGAAAAAAUCUCGGCCUUAAUGGCCAGACCAGGCCAGGACCCCGUUUCAAAAGACGAGAUUCCUUGGUGGUUGAAAGUUGCUGGCAGGGGUGUUGGAACAGUGGGUGGAGGCAUUGCAAUCUUUCUGGGAUUAUGGAACUGUGUUGCCAUUCUGGUAAUCAACGUUGCAGCCCUCGUAGCUGGAAUGUGGCAAAUGGUGGCAGGUUUUCUGGUUCUCUGUGUCGAAGCACCCUGCUGUUGCAUGUUCAUUGAUCAUGUACAACGAUUAAGUGAUGCUGUGGAAAAUAGGCCCUUUUGGAAUAGGGCUUUGUUUUAUGUUGUUAUUGCCAUUCCACCAAUCAUAAUUGACUUUGGAAUGAGCACCUUUUUUGGAAGUGGUUUAAUUUUCACCACUGGCAUUCUUUACGGAAUGAUGGCUCUAGGCAGAAAGGCUACAGCCGAUGAAAUGCGACAAGCGGCUGCAGCUAUGGAAUCAAACCGAGAAGGCCCCAUUACGUCUUCAAAUAUGCGCUCCAACUUGGUGGCUAAUGCUCAACCAAUUAGCUUUACUGGUUCUCCGAUGUUUGACAGUAACGUUUGACGUCUUUUAUUUAUUGAAAAUUUUCUUUCAAAGUGAUGUUCCUUAUUGUUGGAUUUUUUUUUGUUGGUUGGUUAGUGUUACAUUCAUAUCUAAGUGAAAACUUUUAAAUAUGUCAAAUUGAAACUUUUUUUUCAACUAUUGAGUUGGUUAUAGCCUAUUUUAGGGGGCCUUACUAUAUUGUACCUACUUCUUAGCCCUACAGGUUUUCUUCUAGCCAGGAAUCCAGAUCGAUAGAAAAAAAAAACCCUUGGCUCUGAAUUUAUAGGUAUACAUCUUUGGAUAUUGCCAGUUUAGAUUCCAUCACUGAUAUUUAAAGGUCUUCGGACAAAAAUCCAAAAUUUUCAACGCCAAGGGUAAGGCUGGGAUUAGCCAACUCCAAUUCUUUAUUCAUUAUUCUUAGUCCAUAAGGUAACAUGUUUUAAAAUGAGGGCAGAUCCAAAUCCUUAUUUCUUAAUUUUCUUUCCAAGAACAACAUUGAAAAGUUCUAGAUUUUUACAAAUAGAGGAAUAAGAACAUGCCUGCGCUCUCGACUCUGGAUCAGCUAAUUUCAAAAAUCAUGAGCAGAUAAAACACAAGUUUCUUGAAUCAUCAUAGACAGACAUAGAUUAAAAAUAUUUUACUUUUGACCGUUCAAAUAGUUAAAUUAUGGAGUUGGUUGAUCCCCGCCUAAGAUCUGAUUCGGUUCUGGUCGGAACAACCUUAUAUUUUUGAAUGUAGUAUGGUGAUAAUAUAAUAUGUAUUAUUUAUUUAUAAUUAUUAGAACAAAGGCACUUAAAUUAUUAUUAUUAUUAUUAUUAGAUACAAUAAUAUGCCAAAAAGUCUGUCUAGGUGUAGUUUUGUGUGAAAGUAGGUUAUUUACGUCCUCGACCGUCGUAUUCCAAAAAGCAAAUUGUUGUCUUCACAUGCUAAAUGAAAUGGAGUUUGUUUGUCUUGGAUCAAUUCCACUUCAUUUAGCUUGUGCGGCACACAAAAACAUUCUUGUUCCAUUUUUUUUUUUUAAUUAGAGAUGUAGAGUAAACUUUUACUUUACUUUUAUAGCUAAAGGUGAGAUUAUUAUUAUUAUCAGUGCUCAAUUUAUCAGUGUUGGCAGAGCUUAGUGGAUUUUUAUGAGAUUAGAGUAGGCUAGAGGGAAAACAACUUAGGUGUGUCAACUUUUGCAUUCCAUUUUUUGUGUGAGAUUUUAAUCACUUCCACUAUAAUUUUAAAAAAAAUGUAUUCUAGUCUAACAUAUCAUGGUUUUUUAAAUCAAAUUUCAGUCUAAGGAGAGUAGUAAUAAUUAUCAUGAAUACUUAAUUGAUGGUGUUGAAACUACUGUGACUAAUAUUUGUUUUUAUAAUUUAUAUUUCUUCUUUCUUCCAUUUUUAUUAAAAGUAUUGAGUGAUUUGAACAGAGACUUGUGAAAAUGAAACAAUUGAGUAAAAAAAAAUAUAUUUAAUUCUUUUGUUAGAAUUCGGCAUUGCUACUAGAGGUGCUUCUGUGAGGUAAUGAUCAAUAGCAAUUCAGGAUUUGAAAUAAUAAUAAUUAUUGUGGUAAUAUAUAUUCCAAAAAGCAUCUUGUUAGAAUAAUUUGAGACUUAUAAUCUUAGGUAAUAAUUUAAACUCAUGAAAAUGUUACAUAUUUUAAUUGUACAAAAAUGUAUUAGGUAAUAUUGUAGCAAUAAAAAAUCAAAAAUAUUUUUUCGUUAUCACUUGAGAAUUUCAACUUUUUAACUUGUACUGUUCAGCUUUCUGUUGCAAGUCCUUAACUUUCCCGUUGAUAUUCUCAAUUAAACUAUCCACUUCCUUAGUUAAAAAGUCCAACUUUUGCUUGACCUCAUCCAAAUUGUCUGUACCCUUUAGGAAAUCCUCCACUUUAGUGAAAUGUUGGUCUUGAGGUGGUUUAUUGUCCAAGCAAAGGUAUAAUUUGUGUCUUUGCUCUUCAUCAAGACAAACAUCUUCGAUAUCUUCAGUGAUUUCUUCUGAGGUUAAUUCGAAUGGUUUUCCUUGGGGAAUUGAGUUUUUCCCAAACAUUUUUGAAGGUGAGGUGAAAAGAAAACUACCUAGAAAGGGGUAAACAAGUUAUCAUUUUA
This is a messenger RNA of Ceutorhynchus assimilis (cabbage seed weevil), 2734 nucleotides long. The record is from the annotation of a GenBank genome assembly. NCBI's taxonomy places the organism in Eukaryota, Metazoa, Arthropoda, Insecta, Coleoptera, Curculionidae.